ACAUACUCUCCCUUUAAGACGACACCGUGCUGAGAGAAAACAUCGCUGGUAUUGUUGCAUCCCCGGUCUCCCACUUCCUUCCUCCUGCUUUGCCCUCCCAUCAAUUAUACAUCCACCCAGUCUCCCUCUCCUCUCCUUUAACACACGCCGAAUUGAGCAUCGCCUCCUCCGGCAAUAUGACCAACGAUUCUCCGGAGGGGGACACCCUGGCUCUGAGCGGCGGAGGCGGAGGAGGAGGAGGUGGAGGAGGAGGAAAAGGAAUCGUGAGAAGGAACCGAGAGGACGACAAUGUCACCAUCCUAACAUCCUCCAUGGACUUACAACGAGCCAGCCGGGGUCGAGCGAGUAUCGGUAACGAGUCCGUCCCUAGCUUUACAUCCUCUGUGGAUCUGAGCACCUCCUCCCUGGAGCUGAGCAUCCAGACUCGGAUCUUUAAGAUCAUCGUCAUCGGGGACUCUAACGUGGGGAAGACUUGCCUCACCUUCCGCUUCACCGGAGGAAGCUUCCCUGAAAAGACUGAAGCCACUAUCGGCGUGGAUUUCAGAGAGAAGGCGGUGGAGAUUGAAGGAGAGACCAUCAAGGUGCAGGUUUGGGACACAGCGGGCCAGGAGCGCUUUCGCAAGUCCAUGGUUGAACACUAUUACCGCAAUGUCCAUGCAGUGGUGUUUGUAUACGACGUCACCAAGAUGGCUUCCUUCCGCAACCUGCAGACAUGGAUAGAGGAGUGUAACGGCCAUCGAGUCUCAGCAUCAGUACCUCGGGUCCUCGUGGGGAACAAGUGUGACCUUGUGGACCAAAUACAAGUACCCUGCAACAUGGCGUUGAAGUUUGCUGAUUCUCACAACAUGCUGCUUUUUGAGACGUCAGCAAAGGACCCAAAGGAGAGUCAAAAUGUUGACUCUAUCUUCAUGUCCCUGGCGUGCCGCCUUAAAUCCCAGAAAUCCCUGCUUUACAGAGACGUACAGAGAGAGGAUGGGAAAGUCCAGCUCACACAACAGACUGAAACAAAUAGUAAUUGUCCGUGUUGAGGAAAAUGAGAAGUGUGAGGCAUAAUGAAGAGGAAGAGAGGAGGGAAACUUUGCAUGUCAAGGUAGAGGAGAAGAGGGAUAGCUGAAGAAUGAGCCUAAAACUAAAGUCUGUUAUAAGAGAGGAGUUUUUCUGAUUUAAGAGGAUGAGGGGUUGAGCAUUAAAAGCAUCGCGCUUAAAGAAGGGAUGACGUUUUUCAAAGGGACUGCUAAUCGUCAAUAUUCUUGUUCUUAAAGACAGGGCAAGAGAGGAGUGUGGAUGUGGAGAUGCAAAGAAAAUCAAACAUAUUUAACGAGGGGUUAAUUCACAAUCCUAAAACAAUGCUGCUUUUUCUGGAAACAAUGAGGCCUUUGUGUUUACAUUAUAAGUUACAAUUUAUUAAAUUAUCUACACACAUAGAAACAUGAUGAAAUGUAUUUUAGUAUGGUCUACCUAAAAGCAGACACAACACAUUAACAUCGGGAUAGUUUGGGGAUUUCUUUUCUAAGCCCACUCCAGUUUGUUUAUCACAACCUCUGAUUACUGAAUCAAUGUCCUCGUUGCUCUCAUAAGACAAAUGAAAGCAGCGUUUUCAACAUGUAUCUACUGCCUUAAACAGCUGGCUCUGUCUUAGUUUGAAGAAAUCUGUCAGGAAAAAUGAGCAUACAUGUUUUAUAUAAUGUAAACACUUGAGAUUAUCAUAAUUCAUACCAUCAAACAUAUCAGCAGCCAUUGAAAAUACGGAGUAUGUGACAGGAUGAACGAGACUCUUUUUUUUAAUCUUGGUCAUUCUUCACGAGGUUAACCUAAAGUAUCAGUGAGAUCACAAAAUGGAAAAUAAGAAAACACAUCUAAGAGUUCAUUUAAAAACCUCAGAUGAGAUUGAAUACCUGUGCAAGAAGAAUUAGCAACAAGGUUUCCUGAAAAGGACCGCUGAGGGGUCGCCAGGCAUCAUCACAUCAUUGAUUUAUAGGUUGUUAGGUCCUCUUACCCACUGCAGGAAAUUUACCCUCUGCUAAGAAUAGGACUGUGAUGACAGGAUACCUUUUUCUCAACUGAUCCUGAAGAAAACAAGAGCCCUCCAUGCCUUUUAGAAAAGGGACGCGUCAUGUUUUCCAUUUCUGGGGAAACAGAAAGAUUUGAGGACUUUGAGAUAACAAUAAUUCCAUAUUGUAACGUUUUGUUUCUUGAGGUUUCAGCAGUUUAUCUUUGAGAACAUGCUCUGCACAUCUAUAUCACUGCCCCCAGUCUUGGAGAGAACAGGACUGAUACCGCACUCAUAUAUAUAUACAUGUGUUUGAAUGAAAGGAGUCCAGAGGGAUCGACGACAUGAUUGGCACAGUAAAAAUAGAUUUAACUACACAGAAAUGGCUCCUUGCUGGAUCAAGGUUGGAGCUAUUGAGCCAUCAGUCAUCAAGUCUAAGACCCAGUGAAGACAACCCCCCUACCCAAUAACACACACACACACACACACACACACACACACACACACACACACACACACACACACACACACACACACACACACACAUACAUUACACCCUCAUCCCUCAUCGUAGUGUUUUUCUGAACUAAUAAGUUGCAUGAUUCCCCCUGGCUUCGUUUGUGUGAGCUCCAUUAUUGGCAAUGCUGAUACUACCUGCUGUAAGAUUUGUCCCCCAUCCCACCUGUGGAUAGAUGUGAGGUGAGAGCCAAAGCAUUUGUAGGUUUAUCAACUUAAUAACCUGGAUGUUCUGGGUGGCUUCCAUAUCAAUAGGUCCAAGUGCAAGCGUACUAGCAUCUUCUUUGAACCCUACCUUCCAGGUCACGUGUAUCUGACAGACUGAUGCAAGAACGAGGGAUCUGAUUGGGCUGUUUGUGUAUCUAAUCUAAUUUAUUAAAGGGCUUUUUAACUCAUGAUGUGAGCCUGAUGCUCCUCAUAUUAAAGAUCAGCUGAUUUUGGCACCAGUGAGAAAUAUGUGAUGCACCCAGGAGCUGUAGUGUUGACUGACUUUAAAGCCUGUCACAUGGCUGUUCCCUCCAACAGUCUGAUGACCAUCUUACUUCUUCCAUCUCAACAUUUUUUAAAGCAAUCCAUAGAGCUUGAAUCGGUUUAUCCAUUAUCUAUACUGCUUAUCCCACUCGGGGUCGUGUGGUGCAUGGAGCCUAUACCAGCUGUUGAAUUGGUAAAGCAAGCUUUAGUAGUGGAUAUAGGUGAAUAAAAUCAAUAUAGAACAUCAGCCCAUACACCCAUCCAGAUUCUCCAUUGGAAGAAAGAUGUGAUCACACCACACUGCAUCUUACAUGAGAGGGGGGAAAACCCUACAACUCUGUACCUGUGAAAAAUGUCUUCAGGUGUGAUACUGGAAUAUUAAAUCACUGUUAUAUAUGUUAGAAAAUGGACAAGCCUUAAAGAACAAAGUGAAUAAUCUAUGUCUGCAUUUCCUUCAUUAACUAUAACCAGAUGUGAGAAUGACAGCGUUUGACUUUGAUGCAAAUGAUUGGAGAACAAGGUGUUGUUAUGUUUCCCUUGUAAUUAAUACUCAUCAGUCAGUUUGUAAUCAUAACCCAUUGUGUUGUAUCCAGGUCUUAAAAUUAAUGAAAGUGUACAAUGUGUGUGCUUGCCUUCCUUUUUGCUGUUUUAUUUGUAAUAUAUCUAUCUCUCUUUUUGGGGCUCAUUUGUGUUUUUUUUUUUUGGUGUGCUCUGUUUGCUGAUAAAGGGAUGCCUUAUUAUUCUGUAAUGAAGCCACGUGUCUGUGUUCAAUAAAUACGAUCUGCGCUCAGAACAACAAAACUUUGGCUCUGUAGAGUCACAAUAGAAAAGAUACUCUGUAAAGGUGGUUUAUGAAAGCUUAGUUUACAAUUUCUAUUUUCAUUUCCUUCCAAAAUGUUCGACAGAGCUCUCUGAGAGGUGAUUAACUUCAGCUCCAACAGACAAUCUUCUGCUGCCUGUGUGAGCUCAUCUUUGUGGAUUAAAGAUCAUUUCAUAAACAUUAAAUUAAUCAGGAUGUUUGCCUUAUGCACCACUGAGGUUAACAUGACAUCACAAGUGUAAGAGGAGCAGGACCCCAGCUCCUUUUUACUGAUGUUUCAUCAUGAUGGACACCUGCUGACAGAGUUAUCGUCAGAAUGCAGUAGAUUUAAUCUAGCCAUAAUCUCAGAUUAAGUUUAAAAUCAACACAGUUAAACAGUACGUUUGUUUCCAGAGUAGCUUAAUUACUUAAUCCUUCAUUACAGUUAAAAAACCUGAGAUGACAGUUUUUCCGAUGUGAGUUUGCUGAGUUAUAAAAGGUCUGAACGUUUUGUAGCUUUGGGUUCCCUGUAGUUCUUCACUGUACAUCAGAUGUCUUCUCUAAUAUAAUUGACAUGUACAACAUUGCAUUACCAUAACAUAGACUUCUGAUAAAAGUGAUAAAAAUACCAAA
Molecule: messenger RNA, 4409 nt
Organism: Notolabrus celidotus (New Zealand spotty)
Lineage: Eukaryota; Metazoa; Chordata; Actinopteri; Labriformes; Labridae
Gene: rab33a
Product: RAB33A, member RAS oncogene family
Exons: 4
Coding region: 177-1028 (283 amino acids)
Biological process (GO): Rab protein signal transduction
Cellular component (GO): Golgi apparatus; endosome
Molecular function (GO): GTP binding; GTPase activity
Source: RefSeq, a predicted model, not a curated record